CUCUGAGCAAUAACCCAUCGACACGUAAUCGAUGGCACACGCAAGGUGUCUGUAUUUUUGACGAUUCUUUGACAACUGCACAAUAUCGUCACCAGCUGCGUUCACGAGUACAUGGACGUCUACACGGAGAUCAGGACGGACAACACGACCAAGCUGAUAGAGACGCCCUUCGGGGGCAGGUACUGCGGCCCUAUACCUCCCCGCAAGAGGGUCUCCCUCUACCAGGGCAUCGCCCUCAGUUUCUACACCGACAAAAAUCUCACUCUGCCAAGUGUCUUCGACGGACGCUAUGCUUUUAUCAACGCCUCUGAGUACGAGAUCGGUACGCCAGCGCCGAGUCUGCCGUGCUCGUUCGUGGUUAACGCGGACGUCAAGCGUACGGGCAACAUCCUCUCGCCCACGUAUCCGGGCACUUAUCCCAAGGACAUAGUCUGCAGCUACCAGUUUGUUGGGAAACCGAGGCAACGAGUGCGACUCGAGUUUCGAGACUUUGAUCUCUUCUUCGGUGGUCCCCACUGUCCCUUCGACUAUGUAAAAGUGUACGACGGCAUAAACAACACGUCGGCCGUGAUCGGCACCUACUGCGGCCAACAGAGAAACCUCGUGCUGUACUCGUCCGAGUCGAGUCUGUUUGUUCUCUUCGUGACGCUCCAGCGUACAGCGAACACGCAAAAUCGCGGCUUCAAGGGUAUCUUUGAGUUCUCCGAGAGCUUUGUCAAACUAG
Messenger RNA from Copidosoma floridanum, 724 nucleotides. Its product is annotated as cubilin. Lineage: Eukaryota; Metazoa; Arthropoda; Insecta; Hymenoptera; Encyrtidae. Gene Ontology annotation, molecular function: protein binding. Gene Ontology annotation, cellular component: plasma membrane. The record is from RefSeq and is a predicted model, not a curated record.